Messenger RNA from Laetiporus sulphureus 93-53, 1211 nucleotides. RefSeq lists its product as uncharacterized. Bases 110 to 829 code for a protein of 239 amino acids. Gene Ontology annotation, cellular component: mitochondrion. NCBI's taxonomy places the organism in Eukaryota, Fungi, Basidiomycota, Agaricomycetes, Polyporales, Laetiporaceae. The transcript is spliced from 2 exons. The record is from RefSeq and is a predicted model, not a curated record.
GUCUCUCUCCCGUUUCCAUCAUCUACUCACUUUCCUCCGAGCUUGCUUAUAUGUGUACCACCCUGCUCUUUUAAAUUUGAGAGAAGCUUUUUGGUGCCCGCAUACAGUCAUGAUGUCCUGUACAUUCUCUACAAUUUCCCACAUUUUUCAGCACCCUUUCCUGCAAAGAAGCGAUCGAUCAUCUUUUGCCGCUGUACAUACUGCUAGGAGAUUUUCCACUGCCUCUCAACCUCCAUUGACCCCUCAAUCUCGCUUUUCACCUUACAGACAAGCACUUAACACCUUGGCGGAGCGAACACGCACACCCAUUUCUUCACUGAUCGUAUCGUUCGCUGUACUACACGAGCUUACUGCCAUUCUUCCGUUUACGGGUUUCUUUUUCCUUGCGCGGACGUUCGAUGUAGGGAACAGGCUCUUUGCCGCAUUUCCCGAACAGGCGGAAAGCGUUCUCGAAUCACCCGAUCCAGCCUCAUCGGCGGAAGUAGGCUGGAUGGUAGCGAGGGGCAGGGAAUCGGUAGUUGAAGGCAUGCGAUGGGCAGAGCAUGUGGGAAGGAGAUACGGUAUUUUUGGCUUUGAGAGCUCAAAGAACACGGAUGGGGCGAGCGUCGCUGUCAAUGCAGAAGAUGGGCGCGAUGUCUGGGGAACUUGGGUAUCUGAAAGAGCAGCUGGGGACUUUGUCAAUGCCGUAAUUGCGUAUGGGAUCACCAAGAUGAUGCUACCAGUGAGAAUCGGACUCUCGCUCUAUCUGUCCCCUGCCUUCUCGCGUCGAGUCGUAGAGCCUACCCGCAUGACAGUGGUGCAAAUGUUCCGACGUCGUCCGCCAGCAUGAAAGCAGCAAUUACCCCGUUGGAAAUAGUCGUCCCGCUCUCUCUGAUUACUCGUGUAUUCAAAUUUCGUGCCCGACACAGUCGACCAUUGCCUUUGUACACUUUGAAUAGACCAAUGGCAGGAUUUGGGCUGAACUACCCCUAGCUCAGGACAACAUACGCACUAGCAUACAUUGCGCGGUAUGUUUGAAUAGUCCUUACGCAUAAUAUAUGUCCUGUACGAGCGGCUGACUCAGCUCAUGAUGUACAGUAGUCGAUUCAUUACCGUUCCUGUUUCAUGGCAGUCUCGGUGAUUAACCGUGGCUACUCUAUCGUAGGGUUCUCGUGUCCCAAAGACGCGGUCAACGACGAGGCCCCGAGCGCCUUCCAAGAUUUGUCAGUGCU